Messenger RNA from Adineta steineri, 714 nucleotides. The record is from the annotation of a GenBank genome assembly. NCBI's taxonomy places the organism in Eukaryota, Metazoa, Rotifera, Eurotatoria, Adinetida, Adinetidae.
AUGGGUUAUCCACAAAAUUUCUAUCAAUUAACUACUUCAACAACUGAUUUUAAGUCACGUUCAAAUGAUGUAUUUGAUAAAUUAGCAAAUCUUGAAAAACAACAUGAUGUACAGAAAAAAACUCAAAAUCCUAUAUGUAUAAUUGAUGAUGAAACUCCUUCAACAUCCCAACAAAAUCCAAUAAUUCCAAGCAAUGCAAUAACAUUUAAAAAACGUCCAGCUGAUGAUAGUUUUACUCGUCCAAUGGAUAAAUGGAAAAAAUAUGAUUUAGAUGAUGUUAAUGAACAUCAUUUAGGUGGUAUGGGUAAUCAACAUGCAUUAAAUGAUUUUCUUCGUACACGAGUGAAACCAUCAAUUACAAAAGAAACUAAAAAAGAAGAAGAAGAAGAAGAUAAUCAAGCAAUACCUAUUUUUCGACGUCCUGCAAAGAAACCAAUUCUAGCAAAUGAAGAUGAAGAAGAUAAUCGAUUUAUACCUAUACGAGCACCAUUACCUCCAACUACAACUGAACCAAAAAUUGAAAAUGAUGAUAAUGAUAAUGAAGAAGUUGCAUAUAAACUAAAAUCUAUACGUAAAAAACCUCGUGGUGUUGCUUUAAGCACAAACGACAAAAAAUCUAUUAAAACUCCAAUUGAAACUUCUGAAGAGAAAGAUGCUACUCCUCUCGAUGAUAAUGAAGAAGAAGACAUUGAUGAUGAACUUUUUGAACCUUAA